AUGGAACCCGGCGGCAUUUCACUACUGCAGGAUUGCUUGGGGACACGAACAUCAGCACACCCCGGGCCGGGCGGAGAGCGAGGCGCAGCAGCAGCAGCAGCAAGGAGACGGGCUCACCUGCGGGACGGUAGCGCGGAUUCGGAGGUCCACCCCCGGGGGCUCGCUCAGCGCGGGGAUGUCGGCGCCAUUGCGCGGGGAGGGAGCAACAGCGACGGCGGUGGCGAGGCGUCCCUCUCGGUAGGACCCCGCCUCGACGUGAUGGGAGGAGGUAGUGGAACCGUGGAAGGGGAGUGGGAGGAGUAG
Molecule: messenger RNA, 303 nt
Organism: Miscanthus lutarioriparius
Lineage: Eukaryota; Viridiplantae; Streptophyta; Magnoliopsida; Poales; Poaceae
Source: the annotation of a GenBank genome assembly